Molecule: messenger RNA, 3465 nt
Organism: Ustilago hordei
Lineage: Eukaryota; Fungi; Basidiomycota; Ustilaginomycetes; Ustilaginales; Ustilaginaceae
Exons: 1
Coding region: 1-3465 (1154 amino acids)
Biological process (GO): exocytosis; Golgi to plasma membrane transport
Cellular component (GO): plasma membrane; exocyst
Molecular function (GO): phosphatidylinositol-4,5-bisphosphate binding
Source: RefSeq, a predicted model, not a curated record
AUGUCAGCAUCGACCUCCGCCCUCGAUCUCACCUCUAAUAACAAAACCAAAGACCUCUUCAACACAGCCCUCCAAGCGCGCAACCCUCACAACGCAUACAUCGCCCAUCUCAAAAUCUGGGAACAAGUUGCCUCUGAAGCCCCUGAACCUUCCAGCCUCUCCUCCUCAAAAAAAGCACGCUACCUAAUCCUCGCCGUCCAAAAAGAUGCAGGCCGGGUAACCAUCAACAAAGCAAAACGCAAUGCCAACGGUUCUUUCAGCAUCGGUAAAGAUUGGGAUCUCAACAUCUUGCGCCAAGUCCACGUAAUCCAACCGGAUGUGUUCAGUAUUACGCUCACGAGACCGUAUCAGUGGCAAACGCAGCAGCCGGUGGAACAGCAGUUGUUUUUGCAGAGUCUGGUCAAGGUUUAUAGGAAGUAUACGCAGGAUGAUGGGCCGAGGUUGGUGGGGAUUCAUGUUCCAUUAGCGGGCAGUGGAGGGGCGGCCGAAUCGGCAAAUCUUUCGGAUAGACAGGGCAGUGACGCGUCCAGACCUAGCUCGAGUAAUGGUACUACUGCUGCUGCUGCGCCGAUGAUCAAGGCUUCGACAGUGCCCAGCAGUAGGCCCUCGCCUACGAGAAGCAAUUCGAACGACAGCAGAGACGGUCGUAGUAACGGCGGCAGUCCAACCAAAAGCAAACGCGAAGGGGGGUUGCAGCUUAGUCCUCUACGAAGACCUAUAGAGUUACCUUCACAUCCUUCUGCUGAUUCUGCCCGUUCUGCUGCUUCUUCGGCGACAAACUCUUCUGCUCCACCCAGACAGCAACCACCAUCGUCAGGAACAGGGACAACAAGUUUGGCAGUUCCGGGACGACAACCGCCUCAACGUCAGAAGAGUGAUUCGCUGAACGUCCGGGGUGGAGGCGAUGCUAGGGCUAGGUUGAGUUCGAUCGAACCAGUUCGAGGAGGUGCUGCGUAUGAGAGGAUGUUGUUGGCUGGAACCGGGUUGAGUGGUGUUACUGAAGUCGAUGAUGAUGAGGCAGCGGAAGAGGACGAAGAUCCGUAUGGAGGAGCAGUUGUUUCCGAAAAAGAAACUCCUGAUACAUCCUUCAACUCCAAACGUGCAACACUUGGUCGACCGGCAAUCGCUCGCUUAGACACGGACAAAACCCGCCUCACCCAACAAUCCAAAACCGCCAACCCAGACUCCGAUGAGGACCAAGACGAAAACUCAACCCUAGUCGCAGUCGAAGAGAUGCUUGAGGGCUUAGAAUGGCGAAAUGCCAGCUCUAAAGGUUAUGGUGUAGCAGCGGGGAAGGGGACAGCGGAUAUGAUCGAAGCACGUUUACUGGAUGAGUUGUCAGCGCUGGAAUCGGCCAACAUCCAUGCGAUUAUUGAGUCGGACGAUCGAGUAGCGUUGGUGGUGAAGCAUAUGGAAGAAGCACUGGCGGAUUUGGAUAUGAUGGAUAGUAUGAUAGCCGGUUUCAAAGUUCAACUCAACUCGAGGGCUGAUGAUAUUUCCCACAUCGAAUCGCAGAAUCGUGGGUUGCAAGUUCAUACUUCGAACCAGCGAACGCUGAUGGGAGAGAUCGAAAACCUGAUCAACACCAUCAAUGUGGACGAGGAUGCCAUUCAUACACUUUCGGCUGGGAGAUUGGAGAAUCCGGAUGGAGUGGCACGACUCGAAACUGCUGCUGCAUCGCUCUAUAAAUCGAUGCUCCAGGCUAGGAGAGAUGGCGAUGGGGGGGGAGGAGGAGCAGAUAUGGCAGCUGCUGCUGAAAGAUUAGCUGAUCACGAAGCGAUUUCUUCUCGAUUCUGUAAACGUGUACUGGACUAUCUCAACAUUACUUUCUCUGCUGAGACGCAACGACUUCUUUCUGAUCCAACACGACAGAAAGCUCUACAACCACCGCAUCCAACCUUACCGGACCAUGGAUCGAUGGAGAAGACUCUGGGGCAGUACUGCGGUCUUUUGCUGUACAUGAAAGAAGUUUCCUCCGCCACGUUCUCUCGGGCUUCUGCGGCGUACUUUGCUUCUGCUAGCGAAUGCUACCGAGCGGAAAUGGCGCAGUUGUUCGGUGCGUAUCGGAAGCAGCUUAGGAAGGCAAGCGAUGAAGACUUGGCAGAAGCGUCUUUCCUCCCCACUCCCUCUUCGACUGCUGGAGUGGCGAUUAGAAGUGGUACAAUCCGACGUGUUGCCCGUAAUCAAACCCUUCGCAACGGCGCCGGGAGGGAAAAAAGUGAUGUCUCAGCGCAAGACGGACUGCAACGGAUCCUAGGAAGCAUAAUCCCCGUCUUGCUUCGAGAACAAACCUUCAUCUCAGACUUCUUACACAUCAACGAUAAUAACAUCACCUAUGCGGACUACAUGGAUCUCGAACCCUACUUUCGUCGUCGUGCCGCCGCCAUUUUCACCCCCAACACCACCAAAUCAGGACCUUUGAGGGAGAUGAAAGGUGCAAUGGAUCUCAUCUUUGGUUUUAUCGCUCCGGAACUUCAGACCUUUACUGAUGAAGCACUCUCCAAAGACCGGAUGAGUAUAGUAGGAUUGUUGGCUACGUUGGAUAGGGGGAUUAUUGAGGCGGAAGAAGUUAGUUGUGAGAGCUUGCAAAAGGUGUUGGCGAAGUUGCAUUUGAGAUUGGCUAGUCAAUUGGAAAGGUUUGUCGGGGAACAGGUCAAGGCGAUUGAACAGACGAAAUUGACGGUUAAGAAGAGGAAAGGUGUCGUUGGGUUUAUGCGGGUUUUCCCCAUCUUUGUGGAUAGGGUGGAAGCGCAGAUGGUUAAUGCAGAGGGUUUGAAUAUUAGGACGGCGGUGGAUGGGUAUUAUGGGCUAAUUUGUGGGAGUAUGUUUGAUGCUCUUCAGACGAUAUCACGGGCUGAUGUUAGUAGUGCGGCGGGUGGGGAUGAGGAUAAGGGUCAACUCAAUCACCUUGUGAUCCUGAUAGAGAACAUGUUUCAUUUCGUACACGAGGUCAGGAAGCGUUCGAGUCGAACAACUUCUCUCGCAGGGUUAGUGAAGAGAGCGGAAGGGAUCUACACCGAUUCGUUGACCUCCUAUACCCAAUUUGUUCUGCGUCGACCGUUGGGAAGGCUGAUGGACUUUGGUGACGGUCUCGACGCCCUCCUCCGCAGCACACCGGCAAACGAAGUCUCCCUGCACUCCGCCUAUUCCAAGUCUUCAUAUAAGAAACUGGUGAAGGACUUCGGGGGAAAGGAUACGAGGAAAGCAGUUGAAGCACUCGCCAAGAGAGUUGGGAAACAUUUCGGUGAUGACGACGACUCUCCAACUGCUGGAGAGGAAGGAGGUGAAGGAGAGACGGAAGUGCUUCGGAAAGUUUGGACGAGUUGCGAAGAGGGAUUUGUCAAGGAGUUUGAUAGGAUUCAUAGGUUAGGAACGGAUUGUUAUCCUGAUGUAGGGGCAUCGCUGGAACUGAGCGGAAACGAACUCAGGCGGUUGUUUGCUACUUUGGCUCCCAAACGUCCGUAA